AUGCAUUUGAAACAAAAAGGCCACUGCUUCGGUGUCCUUCUCAUUUACACCAUCACAACCACAGCUUUAUUUUCAGUGGGCUGGUGCGAGCCUAAUCAUUCUCCCCAGCCAGAUUCUCAUGCGGCUCUUCAUAAUGUCAGGAACAGCGUUUUAACAACGGAAGGCCUCCUCUACCCUUCCAGCCGAGAGGACGGAAAGCGGCAGCGCCUCGACUCAAGGCAGGGUGAACCAGAGUCGACCAGCCUCCCAGUCUUUUACCACCUCGAAAGCAGAGACGGGACACGGACUAAAAGCUCAGCAGGACGGCCUGAACAGAGAAUUGGACCCAGAAUGGCGACUCCUUCAAGUGACAAAAGUUUGAAGAACCACCGCAAACCGAAGCAAACCAAUGGGGAGUGGACGUAUUCUUCCCCUGUCUCCUCAAAGGAAGACUGCAGCAAAGGAGAAAUUAAGAAUGUAAUUCACGGAAAGUUUUACAUUAUUGGUCAACUUGAGCCAAACAUCGCCAACGUGGGCUACCAGUCUGACUCUUCUGUUUCAGUCCAGACUGAGGGAGACCAGGCAAGGAUCAGAGGUCAGCGGCCCAGCAGCUCAGAGGAGAGCUGGCAGAGGCUCCAGCCUGUGGUGGAGUGUGGAGACGACGCCAUGACCCUCGUUGUCAGGAGGAGACGAGCUGUACAACUACAGCUGGAUCGAGCAAAUGAGUCAUCUGUGCCCCUGUCCCAGCUGCCACCUCAGUGCGGUUACUCCGUUCAGGCCACGUGGAGAGACCUCAGGCUGAUGGCUCAAUAUGAUGCCUGCCAUGUCACACAGGAGGAUGACAACUAUGUGUUGCCUCUGCUGUGGAGGGGGACUCCAGUCAAGAUGUCCUGUCCAGUGUCUCAGAUGCAGUCUCAUGUCAUGGGCCUGUCCUCCUUGUGCUGCUCCCUGUAUGGUAUGACUGUCAAAGUGCAAGGACUGUCUGCUACAGAGGAGUUGAGGAUAAAUGUGAGAGGAGAGUGGACCCCUUUGGCGUUGUUAGCCGAGGAGUGUGGCUUCACCUUUGACAGACAAGAUGCAGAAAUUGUCAUCGCUGCUCCAUACCUGACCUGUGGCAUCACAGUAAAGGAUGGAAAAUACACGCUUUCUCUUCAAAUAGGAGAAAAAACAUUCACGCUGUCCUGUCCUGUUUCUCCCCUGGAAGAACUCCCACCUGCCCAUCAGCGUCUUGUCGACAGCCUUCAUCAUCUAAGCAGGGACACAGCGGAGCUUACACCAACCCUGGAGCCUUUCCUAUGGGCGCCACCUUUCUACCUGGCCCCACCUUACUAUCCCCACCCAACAUAUCAUCACAAGUAUCCUAAACCUAAUGUUCAUGAUGGACAUAACCUUCCUACUCCCCCAUCUUCAACUACUGACCCUAUAUUUAGUCCACACCCUCUUCCCCCUGUUGAUUCCCAGCCAGACUAUCCAGAAUACGAAUCCCACCAUAUUCCUGUCAGGGAGUACUAUAAACAAUUCAGUGCACACAGUUCUCUAUCACCUGCAGAUGAAAUGGAAGAUUCAAGUCAGGUGUAUUCAGAGCUACAACAAAAACAAGAAACUCCUGACUUAGGUCUCGCUGAAAAGCACAGUGCUACACAUUUUCCCUCCUUAGCGACAAGCUAUCCUGUUCAAGUUGAAGCGCCGUCUCUCCAGCCUCCCAGCCAUGUCUUCAAUCCAUACUACCACUACUACCAUCACCCCAAAAUCCCUCUUCCUGGCCCGACUCAAGACCCUGAUCCAGGUCCUGAGGUUCCUUCAAUUAAUUCUCAUACCCAUGAAUUUUUAGAGUUGCCCCCCAAUGUCCAGCAGUCUGAGGCUAGCUCAGACCAGUUCCCUCAGCCUGUGCCUGAGGCUUACAUCUUUCCAACAAGUCCUCAAUUUGUUCACCAAGUCCCUUCCCCUCAUGCACUUUACCCACAGCCUCAUCCAUACCACUACUUGUACUACUUUCCACAUAUUAGUAGGGGCGAGGCUAAAAGGUUGGCUCCUCUACAGCACGACAUGGCUGCAAAAACAAAUUUGUCCUAUAUUCACCCACUUUCUCGCUCAUCAGUGUUUCCAGGUGAUGGUGAUGUAAAACCAGAGCUGGAUGACAGAAAAAGACACUCUACACCUGUGUCUCCUGUAGUCCAACCUCCCCUCCCACGCAGUUAUCCUCCCAAACCAGACCCUGCUGCAGCUCCUUCUCCUGAACAACCCUCUUUCCCUAAUCCACCCAACCAUAAUCCCCCUCCUUACCCAUACUACUACCACCCUUACUAUCACUACCAUCAGAUGUAUUUUGGACCUCAAAGUUUAAAGAGCACUGACAAGAGUGUGUCUCCAACUCUACCCGAAGAACCUUCAGACCCUCUGCUUCAAGCAUCUUACUUUCCACUCCAGCAUCCGUCCUAUCGCAAACAUCAAACCACUUCUUCACCCACAGAAUCAGCGAAUGUUCAAAACAGCCACAUUCAACCUUACUACUACUAUUACCACCCCUUCUACCAGCCUCAGGUGUUCAAGGACAACCAGGACCUACAUCCUGCAGGCAGUGAAGACUCUGACCAAGCAUCCUCAAAAUCAGAAUCUCAGCUUCCCUCUGACUCUGACCACAGCAGUGUGGACGUCCUGGCUCAUGCUGCUGAAGCAGGAUAUCAUGACAUCCCCUGGUCACCGCACAGUCCCUUCCAUAGCUUCUAUUCCCAUUAUAUGACUCAACAACUUCCACGUGAUCCUUUUGUUCAUCCUGGUGAAGAAGAAGCAGAACAGAGGCUGGAUGAUGGAAUGAGAGAUGGCCUCAGUGCUAACACACCCUCUGCCUCGCCCUGUGGCAUUGGCCCUGUGUCAGAUUUUGACUUUAGCGGUUCUUUGGGCUGCUGUACCUGUCCUGUGAAGGACUGUACAGUAGGACAGUAUUUUGUCUUUGCUGUGCCUGCCUCUGUGGUAGAGCCCACAGUGGCCCCUCCCGCUCAUCCCUCUGAGGACAGUACUGGAUCCUGCACGCUGCAGAGGCUGACCUCUGACCCUGACAUCUACAUCGUGCCCCUGGAUGGCUGUGGAGUAAGCAAACAUGUGUUUGGUCAGACAGUGGUUUAUAUGUUGGAGGUCCAAGGUUUCCAUUCUCUUCAACAAGACCACCGUUCUGUGCAGGAGCACUCUCCCAUCAGGUUGAUGGUGGAAUGUAGCUCCUCCUCAGGUUCUCCAGGUGAAGUAAGGCUCUAUGUGAUGGAUCAACCUCCUCCACCUCCCAUUCAGUCUACGCCAGCCACGGUCACUGUGCAACUGAGGAUUGCAACAGACGAAUCCUUCACCAGCUUCCACCCUGAGGCUCACCUGCCUCUCAGUCUUGUGCGAGGCAGACCACUUUAUUUUGAAGUGAGCCUGCUGGACCCCCCGGAGCCCGACCUGGUGCUGCUGGUUCACUCCUGCCUGGCUUACACUCAAUCUCCGUAUACCAGCUGGAUGCCCCUUUACAAUGGCUGCCCCAGCGGGGGCGAUUCACAACUGCUUCCUUCCCCACGCUUCAACCCGCACCACAUCCGGAAGAUCAUAAUCCCUAGCUUCCUGUCUCUGCCCUCAGAGAGUUCCUCUUACAUGGCUAAAGGAGGAUACUCUCUCAUGGAUGACCCAGAGAUCUACUUCUCAUGCUUGGCAGAGGCGUGCUCCGCUGCAGAUGGCGACUGCACUGUCGGCUGCAUCAGCAGUCCCAACAGUGACGUGAGAACAAUGAAAUAA
This is a messenger RNA of Toxotes jaculatrix (banded archerfish), 3741 nucleotides long. RefSeq lists its product as uncharacterized. NCBI's taxonomy places the organism in Eukaryota, Metazoa, Chordata, Actinopteri, Toxotidae. The coding region runs from base 1 to 3741 and encodes 1246 amino acids. The transcript has 14 exons. The record is from RefSeq and is a predicted model, not a curated record. Gene Ontology annotation, molecular function: acrosin binding; structural constituent of egg coat. Gene Ontology annotation, biological process: prevention of polyspermy; binding of sperm to zona pellucida. Gene Ontology annotation, cellular component: egg coat.